Pieris macdunnoughi is the source of this 378-nucleotide messenger RNA. The record is from the annotation of a GenBank genome assembly. NCBI's taxonomy places the organism in Eukaryota, Metazoa, Arthropoda, Insecta, Lepidoptera, Pieridae.
AUGGUAAUGGAUGUCUGUAUUUUGCCUUGCCUCACCUAUGGUAGCCAAACAUGGGUGUACACUAUUAAGGCCAGAAACACGUUGCUUACCCAACACGCCAUGGAAAGGAGUAUGCUAAGGCUAAGGAGGAUACAUAAAGUUAGCAACAAAACCAUUAGGGAAAGGACAAAUGUUACAGACAUUCUCAAACAUGCUCUAAAAAUGAAAUGGCGAUGGGCAGGACAUGUAGCCAGGGUAGCCAGACCAAAGAUGGGCUCUCAAAAUCACGAAAUGGAGAGGCCCCCCAGUGAACAGACAUCAGGGCAGACCAAAAAUAAGGUGGAUGGACGAUAUUGCCAAAGUGGCAGGCACAAACUGGCUAGAGAAAGCAAAGGAUAG